Messenger RNA from Loxodonta africana (African savanna elephant), 1927 nucleotides. RefSeq names its product deoxyribonuclease 1L3 (gene DNASE1L3). The record is from RefSeq and is a predicted model, not a curated record. Gene Ontology annotation, biological process: apoptotic DNA fragmentation; programmed cell death involved in cell development. Gene Ontology annotation, cellular component: nucleus. Gene Ontology annotation, molecular function: DNA binding; deoxyribonuclease I activity. NCBI's taxonomy places the organism in Eukaryota, Metazoa, Chordata, Mammalia, Proboscidea, Elephantidae. The coding region runs from base 196 to 1182 and encodes 328 amino acids. The transcript is spliced from 8 exons.
GAGAGACUGGAGAGGAGGUGCCUGAAGUAGGCAAGGCAAUUUCCUCAUCAGGGUGAUAAAAACGGGCUUUUCAAAGACUAGCCCAUUUCCUUGGGAAUGUAACCCGUGAUCUUCAGUUCCCCAGAGAAGUGAAAUUAGCAGCCAGGAAUCCAGUAAUUCCUGUUAUCUGCAGGCUUUAUAAGUCAGCCAAGCCAGAUGGCCGGCACUCUGGCACUCCAAACGCUGCUGUCUUCUCACCAAGUCCUGAAUCGGAGAAGUGCCAGGAUGUCUCAGUCGCUGCCCGCCUUGCUGCUGCUUCUCCUCCUCUCUGUCCAUGGCACACUGGCCCUGAGGGUCUGCUCCUUCAAUGUGAGGUCCUUCGGGGAAACCAAGAGGGAAAACCAGAAAGUCAUGGACAUCAUUGUGAAGAUCAUCAAACGCUGUGACAUCAUGCUUCUGAUGGAAAUCAAGGACAGUAACAACAGGAUCUGUCCCAUGCUGCUGAAGAGGCUGAACGGAAAUUCACGAAGAGGCAUAAAAUACAACUAUGUGAUCAGCCCUCGGCUGGGAAGAAACACAUACAAGGAACAAUAUGCCUUUCUCUAUAUGGAAAAGCUACUGUCUGUGAAGAAAAGCUACGUCUAUGGUGACAAUCAGAAUGGUGAUGCAGAUGUGUUUUCCAGGGAGCCCUUUGUGACCUGGUUUCAGUCGCCCCACACUGCUGUCAAGGACUUCGUGAUUGUCCCCUUGCAUACCACUCCCGAGACGUCCAUUAAGGAGAUUGAUGAGCUGGUUGAUGUCUACAUGGAUGUGAAAAAACGUUGGAAUGCUCAGAAUUUCAUUUUCAUGGGUGACUUCAAUGCCGGCUGCAGCUAUGUCCCCAAGAAGUCCUGGAGGAACAUUCGCCUGAGGACCGACCCUGGGUUCGUUUGGCUGAUUGGGGACCAAGAGGACACCACAGUCAAGGAGAGCACCAACUGUGCAUAUGACAGGAUCGUUCUUAGAGGACAGAUCAUCAGCUCUGUUGUUCCCAACUCAAACAGCAUCUUCAACUUCCAGAAAGCGUAUGAGUUGUCUGAAGAGGAGGCCCUGAAUAUCAGCGACCACUUUCCGGUUGAAUUUAAACUACAGUCUUCAAGGGCCAUCACCAACAGCAAAAAAUCAGUCUCUCCAAAGAAGAAAAAAAAGGCCAAAAGCUCCUAGAUACAAGAGCACCAUUUUAUUACCCAUUUCCUGCCUCUGAAUAAACAGCUUUAACAAAUGUGAACUGGUCCCCACACUCAGGAAAAAGACUAGUCUGACCGCUUUCAUUUUUCAACUUGAAUUUAAUCCCACUUGAACCAAAUUGGGUGGAGAGUCUUCUACCAGCCCUCCCAGGGCCCAUACCUCCCCUGAAUUGUCCAAAAGCAAACCAAAUGGGGACUUUCACAGUCCAAAAUGAUGGUCUGCACACCCUGAGGUAGAGCCCCGUCAGCUGUCGCUGCCACCGUCAGGCCCACCGCUCAGCCCUGCCCUGUGAGGUGGAGGAGGAAGAUGGGCUUAUACCUUCUGUCUUCACAAGAGGAUCCUGUUCUACCGGAAACAACCAGAAAACGCCAAGGCCCCAACGACACCCAGUGGUUUGGGGGUCACUAACUAUUUUAGGGGUCUGCCCCCUCCUGUCUGAGGUCACAUCCCAUCGUGCCUCACAGGAUGAAAGAUAAAGGCCACUCCCACCACCUCUAAAUUGUCCUCCUCCACCUCAGCCAGCCCAGUAACCAUCAGUGUCAUCCUUUGAAAUACUGUUCUGACCACAACCUACCCCACCUCAUCCUCUGCUUAUAAGUCCUGCAGGGCUCCCAUCCCAGCCCAGAUGGAGCCCCAAGUCUUUGAAAACCCACGAGGGUCUCUAUACCUGGCAUCUCAGCCCCCCUCCCCUCCCACCAGCCGCCCCUCCAGCAGGACUUCC